AUGGAUAUCCUAAGCAAAAUCAGUAAAGUGAGACUUCUACAAUACACUGGCUUAAAAACUGUGGGUGCUAAGCAAAUCCGAACUAAAUCAACGCAGCCACUCGAAUUAUCGUACAGAAUUCACGGUCCUAGUCCCAGACCCGGGAGCGUACCGAUUUUCGUGCUUCAUGAUUGCCUUGCUAGCAAAAAGAAUUGGGAAACUUUUUGUCAUAAGAUCACCGUUCCUACGAACAUGACGGUGAUCGCUGCGGACGCUCGAAACCAUGGCGACAGUCCACAUCACAGCUCCCAUGGAUACUAUGACCAAGCUGCAGAUGUUUCUCAUUUAUUAGCUAAGUUUUCUGUAGAAAAAGGUAUUUUUAUUGGCCACGGCAUGGGAGGCAGAACGGCCAUGGUAUUGGCUCUGACUGAGCCAACUAAAGUAGCGAGUAUGAUCGUAGUAGACAUAUCGCCUGUAUCAACUUCAUGCGGUCUAGCAGACUUCUAUCCUAAGACUAUCGAUGCUCUCUCGACUAUGGACUUCAAAGGAAUGAAUAUAAAUACAGCUGAACAGACUGCUAGAAAUAAAAUGAUUGAAAAUAAUUUAUUCCAAACUGAAAAAGAAUUGGACUACAUGCUAAUGAAUGUUGGCAAAUUGAAAAAUAGAACAUAUGGCUGGAAAUACAAUCUCGGUGCUUUGAGGAAAAAUGUGGAUAAUAUAGUAUCUUUUCCAAAAUUGAAUAAAAAGCAGUAUCCUGGCCCUGUGCUGUUCCUGGGAGGCAAGCUAUCAUUCGCAAUCCCAUUCGAGGACAUGCCUGGGAUCUUAAAAAUAUUUCCUAGAGCACAAAUACUGUACAUCGAUGGGGCUGGACACAACGCGCAUGUGGAUCAACCACAAACCUUCUAUGAUACUGUCAUGCAGUUCUUACAUUAUAACUCAUUGAUGCAAACUGCAUAACCAGACUGUUCACUAUGUCUGUUAUUAUCGUGGAUGUAAAGUAUCUAUAUCAUUAAAAAAAGUCUUAAAACUUCAAAU
This is a messenger RNA of Helicoverpa zea (corn earworm), 1014 nucleotides long. Its product is annotated as protein ABHD11-like. The transcript is spliced from 3 exons. Gene Ontology annotation, cellular component: mitochondrion. The record is from RefSeq and is a predicted model, not a curated record. Lineage: Eukaryota; Metazoa; Arthropoda; Insecta; Lepidoptera; Noctuidae. The coding region runs from base 1 to 936 and encodes 311 amino acids.